Messenger RNA from Musca vetustissima, 1749 nucleotides. It is a transcript of the gene Atf3, whose product is annotated as activating transcription factor 3. The transcript is spliced from 4 exons. Bases 1 to 1749 code for a protein of 582 amino acids. Gene Ontology annotation, cellular component: nucleus. Gene Ontology annotation, molecular function: DNA-binding transcription factor activity, RNA polymerase II-specific; RNA polymerase II cis-regulatory region sequence-specific DNA binding. Gene Ontology annotation, biological process: regulation of transcription by RNA polymerase II. The record is from RefSeq and is a predicted model, not a curated record. NCBI's taxonomy places the organism in Eukaryota, Metazoa, Arthropoda, Insecta, Diptera, Muscidae.
AUGUUUAAUUUAAAUAUACCUCCCUCAUCGCUGUUGGGUGUGGAAGGCUCUGGCGGCCUCUGCUCCAAGCCCAAUACACCCGAAAUUCUCAAUUCUCUAAUUGCCAUGACAAAUCCCCUGGAUAAUUAUAAUUUUAAUGCCAACAACAACAACUCCAGUGCCUCAACACCGAAUUCGGUGACAGUGCGCAAUUUUUCUAAUCAGAAUAUCUCCCAGGAUAGCUGUCAUUCGAGCAGCUCCUCAACACCAUUGGAUUCACCUGCUAAUACAAAUUUUACGCCCAGUGUACAACAGACCUGUUCCCAGCUAAUCAAAGCCGGUCUCAAGCUAUCCAUCCAAAGUAAACGGAAAUUAUCCACCUGUGAUUCGAGUUCCGGUUCCGAACAGCCAAUGUCGAAAUGUUCACGCCCCAACGAUGAGUACGACGAGACCACCGAUGAUGAUAGCGAACAGAAGAGUACGAGCACGAAUAGCGGCAAGGGCUUGACGCCCGAAGACGAAGAUAGACGUCGUCGUCGCCGUGAACGUAAUAAAAUCGCUGCCACCAAAUGUCGCAUGAAGAAACGUGAACGUACCCAAAAUCUCAUUAAAGAGGCGGAGCAGUUGGACACACAAAAUGUCGAUUUGAAAAGUCAGGUGCGUCAGUUGGAAACGGAACGUCGCAAGUUGUUGGAUAUGCUAAAGGCCCAUGAACCGAAUUGUAUGCAUCCGGGGGGUUUGAAUUUGCCAUCGAAAUUGUUGCAGUCGCCGGCUUUUAAAUAUUUGGCGGAUUUAAAUUUGGAGGAGACCUCAAAUGGCAGCAACACAACAACAAAUGGCAACAACAACUCAUCAUUACAAUCCACCACCCAGCCGCAACCGCAACGCACUGCUAUCCCACCGAUGUCGACUAUCAAAUUUUCACGCAGUAAUGGUUUCAAGGCCGCCGCUGCUGUGGUCUCCGCCGCUCUUACCAACACCGUUUCAAUUGUAUCUCAGCUUCCCACAGCAGUGCAACUGCCCAAUGGCUAUUGCAAACCCUCACCCACCACUCACCAGGAAUUGGCCUAUUUGAAUUCACCCUCACAGGACAGCAAUUCGUUGUGCAUAGCCGCCCUGCAGACCCAGACACAUCUCAGCAACGCCAGUACACCCACCGCCCACCACAAUGCCCUCAACAGCUCAGCUUCCAGCCUAGUUGGCGGCCACUCGCUGGCCGAUUACAUUCCGAACUGUGACUCCGGUCUGGGCCUGUCGCUGGCCCACACACCCACCACCUGCCGGACACCGAUCAGCAGCAAUGGCGGCGACAGCAGUGCCCUGCUGGCCAGUGUGGCCUCGCCCAUGUCCUGUGUCUCCACGCCCACCACAGCCACCGAAUUCGUAAAGAACGAAUUGGUCGACUCGCAGAGUCCCUAUACGACAGCUCAGUCAGCCGAGAGAUUUCUGUUCGAGAGUAAUUGUGAUAGCUUCGUGGACAUUAAACAUGCUGUAAAUGUCCAUCAGCCGAUUAGCCACAACCAUGGCGGACCCACUCUGUUGCAGAACACAAAUGGGGGAAGCAACCUGCUGGAUUUCACGAGCAGUUUGAUGGGUGGUAAUGGCAGCGGCAGCAGCAUUGUACCCUUCCAUGAGCAGAUUUCCAUUAAAAAUGAUUAUCUGAAUGAUGCCGAUUUGUUGGCCCAUUUGACCGGUGAUGCUGCGGAAUUUGUUGAUUUGGAUACUGGGGUGGCAGCUGCGUUUAUGGCCAAUGGUGGUUGUUUGGCUUAG